GUGAGAGUGCAGGGCUCCUGUAUAGUGUUAGCAGUCUUCAGGGUUUGUGUGUGCACGGAUGAUUUCAUCGUUUGAGAGAGGGAGGAGUAAAAGAAACUUCUCGCUGCAGUGACAGUGUGUUUAAGCUCUACAAUUUCUGAAUUUGUCUUAAGAAACCACCACAUUUAUGAGUGAAAAUAUCAGCGCCAUUUGUGGAAGAUAGGACUGCUGAUCUGGAGUGGUUUUGGAGAUUUCACUGGCUCGGGUCAGCACUGCAGCUGGAGACAGGGAGAGUUGCUCAGUCCCACUAUGGAUGAACACAACGGCUCUGCGGAGACUCGCUUACCAAGCCAAGGACGGCACAGUGCCAUUAAGUGUGGGUGGCUACGAAAGCAAGGAGGCUUUGUCAAGACUUGGCACACACGCUGGUUUGUUCUCAAGGGGGACCAGCUUUACUAUUUCAAAGACGAAGAUGAAACCAAGCCCUUGGGUACCAUCUUUCUGCCUGGCAACAGAGUAAUUGAGCAUCCAUGCAGUGAAGAAAGUCCAGGAAAGUUCCUUUUUGAAGUUGUACCAGGAGGAGACCGAGAGCGGAUGACAGCUAAUCAUGAGACGUACCUUCUUAUGGCAAGCACACAGAAUGACAUGGAGGAUUGGGUGAAAUCCAUUCGUAGGGUUAUUUGGGCACCAUUUGGAGGAGGUAUUUUUGGCCAGAAGCUGGAAGAUACUGUGCGAUAUGAAAAGCGGUACGGGAACCGUCUGGCUCCUAUGCUGGUGGAGCAGUGUGUGGAUUUUAUCCGACAGCGGGGGCUAAAGGAAGAAGGGCUUUUUCGACUGCCUGGGCAGGCUAAUCUUGUCAAGGAGUUACAGGAUGCAUUUGACUGUGGAGAGAAGCCCUCUUUUGACAGCAAUACAGAUGUGCACACAGUGGCAUCACUGCUCAAACUGUACCUAAGGGAACUUCCAGAACCAGUCAUACCAUAUGCAAAAUACGAAGAUUUUCUUUCCUGUGCCAAAACAAUCAGCAAGGAGGAGGAAACGGGUCUGAAGGAGUUGGUGAAGCAAGUGAAGAGCCUGCCAGCUGUCAAUUAUAACCUGCUGAAAUACAUCUGUAGAUUCCUUGAUGAAGUCCAAUCUUAUUCAGGCGUGAAUAAAAUGAGUGUGCAAAAUCUGGCUACUGUAUUUGGUCCUAACAUCCUUCGCCCCAAAGUGGAAGAUCCUUUGACUAUCAUGGAGGGUACAGUAGUAGUCCAGCAGCUAAUGUCAGUGAUGAUAAGCAAACAUGAAGAGUUGUUUCCCCAGGACGCAGAUCCUCAGAUGGGACCUGAAGUGUGUAACAACAACAAUGAAAUGCCAAAGAAAACGAUCAUGGGUCAGCUACAGAACAAAGAAAAUAACAACACCAAGGAGUCGGCAGUGAGGCGCUGCUCUUGGGACAAACCUGAGUCUCCCCAAAGGGGAAGCAUGGACAGUGGGUCUCCCACUGCUCUGCCAAGCAGUAAGACAAGCAGCCCCAGGAACAGCAUCCAGAAACUGGAUGUCACAAGAAGUCCGCCUCUCACAGUGAAAAAAAAUCCUGCCUUUAAUAAAGGCAGUGGCAUAGUCACCAACGGGUCAUUCAGCAGCUCUGUGGAGGGCCAUGAGAAGAGCCAGACCUUACCAAACUGUACCGUGCAAACCAGGAGAACAUCAUCCCUGAAAGGGCCCGUGACUAAGAUGGGCACACACAGUGUGCAGAAUGGAGGGGUGCGGAUGGGCGUUUCCAGCACAGAUGGACACAGCAACACCCUCAACAGCCGGACCCCAGGCUGGGUGCCCAAUGGCUAUGUCACGCUGAGGGACAGCAAGCAAAAGGAGUCAGUGAGUGAUUCGGGCCAGCACAACAGGCUCUCCACCUAUGACAACGUCCACCAGCAGUUCUCCAUGGUGAAUUCUGAUGAUAAACAGAGUGUGGACAGUGCCACCUGGUCGACAUCCUCUUGCGAAAUAUCCCUCCCUGAGCACUCCAACUCCUGUCGUUCGUCGACCACCACUUGCCCUGAGCAGGACUUUUAUGGGGGUAACUUUGAAGACUCUGUGCUGGAAGGGCCACCACAGGAAGACGUCUCUAACCCAGGAGACUAUGAGAACAAAAGUGACCGAAGGAGCGUUGGGGGCCACAGCAGCCGAGCCACCAGCAGCAGUGACAACAGCGAAACAUUUGUGGCCAACAGUACCAACAGUCACAGUGCUCUACACAGCCUGGUGUCUAGCCUGAAGCAAGAGAUGGCCAAGCAAAAGCUGGACUACGAAACAAGGAUAAGAAGCUUGGAGCAGAGAAAUCUCACCCUGGAGACAGAAAUGAUGGCCCUGCAUGAAGAGCUGGAUCAAGAGCGGAAGAAGUUCACAAUGGUAGAAAUCAAAAUGCGUAAUGCAGAGCGGGCCAAGGAGGAUGCAGAGAAGAGGAAUGAUAUGCUGCAGAAGGAAAUGGAGCAAUUUUUCUCCACUUUUGGAGACCUGACAGUGGAACCUCGCAGACCAGAAAGAGGCAACACCAUCUGGAUCCAGUGAGCAUUAGAAAUGUAGACUGCGGGACUUUGGGGAAGGGCUUGUGGGGGUAUUAUACUGUAUCAGGUGGCUGGUCACCUGUCUGAGGCUAGUACUCAACAUAAUGUUAUAAACCCUUGAAGGAAGAAAUCAUAUGAAUGAUUAACCACUCAUAUCUACAGUGUGUACUUACCAAGUUAUACUCUUUGAAUGCUUCAUGAGACUACUGUUAAGUGUUACAACUGGAUAUGUGUAUAUAAAUUUAAAAGAAAAAUCACCUUAGAGAAUGAGAGAUGUAUCUCAAGAAAUAUUUUAAUGCAAGUCUUGUAUUUAAACUGGUAAAUUGAAAUGUUGUUGCAAUCAAGCUUUUUAUCAAGGCUUCUUUCCCUUGCACUUAACAUAAUAAGCUAUUUUUGGCAUUGUGUUACCAUCGGCUUAUUUUGUAUAUCAAAUGCUUUUCGGUUUUGUUUUUUUGUUUUGUUUUCCCUCUUGCUGGGGGUUGAAGAUAAACAGAUACAUUAAGGUAUGCGUGCAGAUGGCUAACCCUGAUUUGCGGCGCUUCUAACAAGACAGCAGCAACAGAAACAGCAGGAUGCUGUAGGUAACAAAAGGGGUACUAUUUUAACAGAACUGGUGACCAAGGUAGAAAUUAUCAGGGCAACUGUAUCAUAAACACCAAAUGAGUCACCAGAAUCAGGUUCAGCAGGGAAAAGUCAGGCUGUGUGUUUGGGAGGGGAUGAGGCUGGUAGAGGGUAAGAACUUAGGAGGGGGAAGAGAAUAUAAGCGGAACUCAAUCAUAUGGUCAGAGCUUUUGGGGGUACCUUGAACAGCCCAGUGCGUGAUCACUGCAGCUCAGAGCAGGAGAACAAGUUGUGCCUUGACCAUACUGGCAUCCGACUGACUUCCAUGGUCCAGAGGAAGCUGGGUCCUUUCUCUAACGCUGCUGCGGAGACAUGCGUCCUGAUAGCCCUGGCAGCAUAACAAGUGCUGAAGACAAAAAACAACGGAACGGAUGACCAAAGUAGAAAUUACCAGGGCAACCAUAUCACAAGUACCAAAUAAGGAAGAAAAUGCAAGACCAUUAAUCGGGUGAUUUACAGUGCAUACCUAGCAAGUUAUCAUAGUCUCUGAAUGCUUCAUGGGACUACAGUUAAAUGUUACAACUGGGAAAGCACCCAGGUUCCUAGCAUCAGUGAGGGAACAACAGCGGGGAACAGACUGGGCAGAAAGAAAAAAGGAACAGCGGUAAAAGUGGUAUCUUUCCCACAUAUAUGUAUUUUCUUUAAUAUAUGUAUUUUCAACACCAUGUUAAGGAUUUAGUUUUAACUUUGUGUUUAAGACUGCAAGCUAUAUUUUUAAAGAACGGUUGUCAGACAUCUUGGCUUCCCUCUAGUGUCACUUAAAUAUAUUACAAUUGAUUUUGAAUUCCAGUUGAGAAAGAACAAAGGAGAGUCUUGGUUAUGCCAUGUAUGUUACACAAAUAUUAGUUAGAUGUGGGAAUUGUACUGGGAAGCAAAAAGAAAGCUUACAUUUCAGAGAAAUGUAACUCAGAGUGGAGCACGAUGCCCAGCACUUGUGCAUGGAUUAUUUGUACUUGGUGAGGUUCAGAGGCCCCAGUCACGGCCCCUGCUGUGCUAAUUACUGCGAACAUCUCCAUGUGAGCACGCAUCAGAAAAAGUCAAAGAGGAAGAGGUCAAGGUAAUAGGGAGGCGCAUGUUUUAUGUCAGUUAGCAGUAAAUGUCCACACAGUGGUGAAAGAGAAGAAACGGAUCACGAUUUUAAUUCUGAUUUCUAUAUUUAAUGAGAAAGGUCUUGAUAUCUGAUGCAGCAGGCCUCAAAGUCAAUUCAGAAUUUAAGAAAAAUCUGAAAUCUGCUGACCUGACAGUGAAAUCUUUGUGACAGAUGUUUUCUUAAUUGGAAUUCAUUCUUUCCUGAUAGGGAUAUAUGCUAAUCCUUGCAGCAGUAUCUGGAGAUGGAGGAAGUACUGCUUCCUCACUCACAGUAAAACUUACAGGAAUUCUAUUUUUUUCCUUUUGGUUUCCUCUAUCAUUCCCUAUGCCUUUCAAGAUCUCUUAAAUUUUAAAGGAAUAUGCAUGCCUAAGACUAGUUCAAGGACUUGUGUAAACGAGGAUCUAGAGCUUAGCCACACAGACAUAGCAGUAGGUGGCCAGUGAGGUAGUGGGAAAGCUGUUGCUCUAAGGGAAUCAUCUGAUAUGGUUGCAAGAGUAACAACUCCUCAAUAAAAUGUUAUUUUUGUUACUUAUUCAGAAUUUACCAGGAGUAGGAGUUUCACUUGCGUGUCCAUGUCUGCCCUGGGCUACAUUGUACACACUGCAGAGGGGAAGGUACUUACAGUCCAUCUACUUAGCACGCUGCAUUCAAUUUUGAUUAUCCUUGGUCUUGAUAGGAACAAACUGGAAGCUUCCCGUGACCUGUCUGCUGCAGGCUUUCCUUAUUGGCUGAACAAUGUUCUUGUACACAUUCGCUUCUGAAUCCAGAUACUUGCUCUGCAAUUGCUCUCUGAGGGUUGUUCCUCAUCUCUUCCCAGGCCUACCCACAAAUGUCAAGAUUGUAGUUCAGAGUGUUUUUGCUUAUAUUAAGGUCUCUUCAUUCAAGAUGCCUACGAUGGUUUGUAUGACCAACUAUUCUAGUGAAACAUCUCUACAUUUGCUCAGUGCUGUCACGUAGCAUAUGUAUCCUCAUUUUUGAAUUGUGCUUUUUGUGGAUUGCCAUCUUCACUCAGAUGGGAUGAUGCUACUGCAGUUAUUUCUUUAGGGCAGGGUGCUUUAUGCGUGAGGCAGUUUUGUCCUUUAAUAUUUAAUCAUAUUGACUGCAGUCUCUCACUAUUCAUUUAAAGCUAUUCAUGAGCAAAAUCUUACUUCUCCUCCCCUUGAUUCCCCUACACAUUGAUCCAGAAAUUCAUUUUUGUUAAGUACCAGUGCUACCAAAUUGUUUUUCCUUAAGUAUCAGCAGUGCAAUCCUGCUGCGUACUGAACUCCUGUUGACAAGACCAGGAACCACACGUAUACAUCAAUGAGAAGAGGUUAGUCCUCAUUAUUACCAAGAAAAGAACAUGAAGCCUCCAGACUUCUGGACUUCUUUUUAAGUGUUCACUGUUACCAUGUGAUUCAGCCUGUGUGUGGGGGGGGAAUCAAGGCUUCUGUUCCCGAAAGAAUAAAAUGGGAAAAGAGUAAAAUUAUGCCCAGUUAUGCCCACUGCCUGCUGUUGCUAAAUACACAGCAGCCUUCCUCUCCUAUUUUAGAUUAGAGUCCUCUUGCUAGAAGGUACCCUGAAAUCUGGCAGAUUUGAAUGGGGAACACUGACAAGUGGGCCAUGGGGUCAGCACUAGGUGCCUAUGCAGUGUUUGUUACUGAAUAAAUGCAAAAUAUGAAAUGAUGAUGGCAGCAAGUACUUUCUGUAGCUGAGAUUCAUGUUUAAGCUUAAUAAGUAGAACUGUAGAGGCAAAUUUUUCACAAAUGUUGUAGCAGCAAGAUUUUCUUUGAAGACCCUUGAAGUUAUUAACAGAGACCAGAUUAUUAGAAAUACGUAAUUUGUGUGUGCAUGAUUUGUAUUGAAGUCUGGCAUAUGUUACUGCAUUCGAGUUUGUGCAUUCAUCUUGAGGAACUUCACCUAGAGCCUUUCUGUAAGGUAGUUCAAUACCCUUAUUUUAACAGAGAAAGAAAAAUCAGCUCUGGAGUUUGAGAGAUUUGUGCAAUCUGUCCUGCAAAUCAGCUAUAAAACUAAAGAGAGCAUUCAAGUCUGCUAGGCUGUGACCUGUCAGUAUUAGUUUAUUCCCAGCUCAUUUGUACUUGCAUUUUAACAAUUCCAGUAAAAAACUUGUUGUGUA
Molecule: messenger RNA, 6352 nt
Organism: Rhea pennata
Lineage: Eukaryota; Metazoa; Chordata; Aves; Rheiformes; Rheidae
Gene: ARHGAP24
Product: Rho GTPase activating protein 24
Exons: 10
Coding region: 289-2529 (746 amino acids)
Biological process (GO): negative regulation of Rac protein signal transduction; wound healing, spreading of epidermal cells; negative regulation of ruffle assembly
Cellular component (GO): focal adhesion
Molecular function (GO): GTPase activator activity
Source: RefSeq, a predicted model, not a curated record